CAUCAUCUGACUGCAUUGGCAACAACAUUUUUCGCGAUGUCUCAUCCGGUCUAUUACAAGGAUGGAGAAAAAUAUAUCAGCAACGAUGUCUCGGGCGUCCAACCCCCGCGUAGACGCUCGAUUGAGGUUAUUAACGCGCUGGUGGUCGAGGAUCAUACCCACGAAAUCAGACUCAGAACCAUGUCCUGGCAAAAGGCUGCUUGGCUGCUCGCCGGCGAUCAGGUCUGCCUCGCCAUCAUGGCUCAAACAUGGUCCCUCUCCGUCCUCGGCUGGGUUCCUGGCAUCAUCACCAUGGUCGCUGCUGGAGUCCUUUUCUGGAUCACCUCUAUCACGAUGCACAAGUUCAUCAUGAAGUACCCUGAAAUUAUGAACAUCUGUGAUUUCGGCUACUACAUUUUCGGCAAGUCCCGAGCCGCCUAUGCAUUCAGUGGCUUCAUGCUGCUUGCCAACAACAUCAUCCUCAUCGGCUUUCACAUCCUCACUGGCGCCAAAGUCAUCAACACUCUCUCGGACCAUUCACAGUGCACUGUCGUCUUCUCUGUCAUCGUCACCCUGAUGGGCAUCGUCAUGUCGAUCCCCCGGACUCUUCACCAUGUGUCGUUCAUGUCCAUGUUCUCCGCUUUCUGCAUGGGAAUUGCCAUUCUGCUUUUCCUGGUCUUUGCCGGUAUCGAGGAUGCCCCUGGGUAUGGCUAUGGCGGUAGCUACCCUACCGAAGGACCUGUGAGGACUUAUGCCUUUCCCCUACCCGGCACCACAUGGGUGGACUGUCUAAAUGCAACACUGAACAUCACAUUUUUAUGGGUCCCACAAAUACUGUUCCCAACGUUCAUCUCUGAGAUGGAACGGCCCCAGGAUUUCCCGAAAUCUCUCGCUGUCCUCACAGCUAUUUCUGCCUUCCUCUUCAUCUGCCCGCCAGCGAUCGGGUUCCAUUAUUUGGGUCAAUACUCGACCGCUCCGGCCUUUGGAUCUCUGGGACCUCUCGUGUACAGAAAGGGGAGCUUCGCCUUUGUCAUUGUGCCGACGCUUGUGAUCGGGGUCAUUUACGCCAACGUCACGGCAAAAUUCCUCUAUACUCACAUCAUGGGCACGUCACGACACGCCCACAGCAAUACAGUCAUUGGAUGGGGUAUAUGGGGCUUAGUCAUGGCAGGGAUCUGGCUUGUGGCUUUCAUCUUCUCCGAGGUCGUUCCGAGCAUGGGCGACUUUUUGUCUCUGCUUGGUGCUGCCUUCGACUCGUUCUUUGGGUUCAUCUACUUCGCCAUUGCUUAUUAUUGCUUGUAUAAGGGCAAGCUGUUUGCUGGCGUCGGCAGGUCGAUCAUGACUGCAAUUCACGUUUUUGUUAUGGUAGUGGGUCUUUUCUUGCUCGGUCCCGGCCUUUACGCCGCAGUAAAGGCAAUCAUUGCAGAUUACUCUGGAAGUACGACACCAGCUUUCAGUUGCGCCAAUAUGUCUAUUUAA
This is a messenger RNA of Exophiala oligosperma, 1458 nucleotides long. RefSeq lists its product as uncharacterized. Bases 37 to 1458 code for a protein of 473 amino acids. Gene Ontology annotation, cellular component: vacuolar membrane. Gene Ontology annotation, molecular function: amino acid transmembrane transporter activity. Gene Ontology annotation, biological process: amino acid transmembrane transport. The record is from RefSeq and is a predicted model, not a curated record. The transcript has a single exon. Lineage: Eukaryota; Fungi; Ascomycota; Eurotiomycetes; Chaetothyriales; Herpotrichiellaceae.